AUUUCGCUGAUAAAACUUGUAUUCCGUGUCAACCGAACUGCGCCGGUUGUCAAGAUAGACCAGACCAUUGUACCAGCUGUGAUCAUCACUUAUUAUUAUUCCAAAAUAAAUGUUUAGCUUCGUGUCCGCUUAGUACUUACGAAACCGAUGAUUACGGCUGCGCGUCUUGUCACGAAUCGUGCGAAACUUGUAGCGGUUCGAAUAGUUCGCAAUGCGUUUCGUGCCCUUACGGUAGAUAUUGGCACGAAGGUCGUUGCGUUAAAGAAUGUCCGGCUCACCAUUACGCCGACGUUCAACAAAAAGAAUGUAUAGAAUGUCCGCCCGGUUGUAGCGAAUGUAAUAAGACGACUUGUAUAUCGUGUUUGGACGAUUGGAAGGUGAACAGUAAAGGCAGAUGCGUUUCGCAAAAUAGUGAUAAAUGCGACGUAGAUCAAUAUUACGAUAACGGUUUGUGUAAACCUUGUCAUUCGACUUGCGAUUCGUGCGACGGUCCGACGGAAAAGGCGUGCAUAUCGUGCGCAAGUCCGUUGAUACUUCAAGGUACUAAAUGCGUGGGAAAAUGUAAUAAAGGGUUUUAUAACGAAAGGGAUAGUCAAAUAUGCGAACCUUGUUUGCACGUGUGCGAGAGAUGCGUCGCCAAAACUAAUUGUACCGAAUGUAAAAGCGGAUUACAGUUACAAAGCGGCGAAUGCGCCACAACAUGCGCUACGGGUUAUUACAGCGACAAAGGCAUAUGCUUACGUUGUUACAUGAGUUGCAAAACUUGCAGCGGUCCAGGACCAGAUCAAUGCGUCAGCUGUCCGAACGGUUGGCAACUAUUAUCCGGCGAAUGUCGUCCCGAUUGUCCCGAAGGAUACUACAAAACCGAAUACGGUUGUCAGAGAUGUCAUUAUUCGUGUAGGAAUUGUCCAGGUUGCAAAAACGAAGAAACCAAAAGGAAAAUCAACGUCGAAGCGCUCCUGUUAUCCGCCCAACCGGGAACGACUUUACAAAUAGUGAAUCCUUUUAAUUUAGUUACUGGAAUUGCGAUAAUUGCGAGUUUGUGUGUCGUCAUACUUUUUAUAACGAUAUUCGUUAUAUUACAAAAGAAUAGUUUGCAAGCCCACCAGCGUGGUUACAGUAAAGUAUCGAUAAAAAAACCGAAAGUAACUUGUAAUUACAACGUUGUAUCAGUAAGCGACGACGACGAUUCCAGCGAUUCGGACAGUUCCGACGGACGUAAUCUGAUAACGACGCCAAAACCGGAAAAGACAUCUUGUUGAAAUGAAAAUGCACACGGAAAACGAAAGGAUAAAGGUAUAUUCAGUAAAAAAGAAGAAAAUUUUAAACAUACUACAUAGUGUAAAUAUUUGAUACGAACAAAAAAAAUACUGUCUUCAUUGGAUGUUGUACGCCAGCGGGUUAAUUUUUAUUUUUUCGAAAAAUGAAUCGGUUAAGAAAUAAAAAGAUAAUAAAAUCUCGAAAAUUCUCAUUCCGUAUACUACUUAUUAAGUUUUAUUAAUUCUAUUUAAGAUUGUAUAUUUACUUUAUUAUUGUAUACGUAUAUUUUUAUAAAAAAAAAUAAACAACCCCCUCCAUUAAAAAAUUCGAGUGUAAAUCGAUUUUUUUUAGUAAUUAAAUCGAAACUAAAAUAUACUUACCGUUAAAAUCUCUCUAUUUACAUUCAUUAUUCUAUUUACUCGCGAUAUUGACGUUAAAUUUCCCUUAAAAUGCGAAAAAAAACUACGUUUGACAACACCGCAACGUCCGCAUCUUCUAUAUGACGAUAUACAUAUUUCCCCGAAUCUGGGGAAAUAUUACGCGUGGCAACAACGUAAUCUAUGUAUUUUUCUUUGAAAUGAUAUUCGGAUUGAGAAAAUUACUUUUGGAAACACCGUAACAUUCGCUUACGUUUCUACGAAACAAAAGAAAGAUUAUGCGCGGCAAUAAUGUAAUUUCUGUAAUUUUCUUUCAAAUCGUAUUUGAAUUUAGAUGAAGUUACUUUUAGUUUUGGCAACGUCGUAACGUACUUGGCGUUUUCUAUAUUUCCCCAGAUCUAGGGAAAAACUCGGUAUUACAAUAAUGCAAUUUUCAUAAAUUCAAUAAACUGUUUAAAAACUACUGAAAAAUCGAUUCAACUUUUGACAUUACACAAAUCGAUUAAUAAACACUUUGUUUCAAACUGUUUAUUAAUUAACUGUUUGUUUCAAAGUGCAAAUUGAUUCAACUUUUGAUGUUGCAGGAAUCAAUUAUUUCGUUUAAAAAUCAAUAAACUGUUUGGAAAAUACUAAAAAAUCGAUUCAAGUUUUGACAUUACAUAAAUCAAUUAAUAAACAGUUUGAAACAAAGUGCAAAUUGAUUCAACUUUUGAUGUUGCAGGAAUCGAUUGUUUCAUAAAAAAAAUAAACUGUUACUAAAUAAUGAAAAACUUUUGACAUUGAAAAAAUAGAUUAUGGCGAUCGAAAGUUGAUUAACAGUUUGAAACAAAGUGCAAAUCGAUGCAACUUUUAACAUUUUAGAAGUCGAUUUUUUCGAUCGAAAAUUAUUAUCAAUCAAGAAAAAAUUGCAGGAAUCGAUUAUUUCGUUUAAAAUUCAAUAAACUGUUUGGAAACUACUAAAAAAAUCGAUUCAAGUUUUGACAUUACACAAAUCGAUUAUUCCACUUGAAACUUUAUGAGCUACAAAUCGAUUCAGCUUUUAAUGUUGCAGUAAUUGAUUUUUUAUUCGAAAAUCAACGAGUACAGUCUUUAACAUGGUAUCAACUUUUUGUAAAAAACAACGGUUUUUAUGAUUUUUUUUUAAAUUUUUAACUCUGGUUUAAUUAUUACAUCACCAACAUAUAACAAUGAAGACAGCUCAAUGUAAAAAAAGAAGAAAAAAACGUUAAAUUAUAAGAAGCGAAACUUAAGUGCUCUUGAUAUUUCAUGUCGUAAUAAAUAUAGUUAUUUUUAAAUGUACACUUUGUAUAUAAUCAAAUUAGGUAAAUUGUUUCUCAAAGUUAUUUAUGAAAUUUUACCAUUUGUACGUCCCAAAUUCGUAAGUUGUUGCGUCAUUUCGGUGAUAUAGGUGGUCCAAACAUAAUAUAUUAAUUAAAUUCUCCCCCAUUCGAGUUUUAUUAUUUCGCGAAUCUCGUUUUAAAAAAAGAGCGAGUCAACGUUUUUACGAUUUUUAUCUGAGGAAAAUUUCUUACGCACCUCGUAGAAACGCUAUAAAAUUAAUGACAUUUCUAACUGUCAUACUUUCUGUCAAAUGUCUACUAUACUAGUCCCUCAGACGAAGUUUGUUUCUAAACUAUUUAAAUCGGUUAAACUAGAUCAAUUUCGGGAAUAGUAUAAUCGACACUUAACCUAUAACUGUCAUUUGUAUAAAAGAAAAACUAGACCUAUACCAACGUCAUUAAAAUUCGUUAUUUUAUUUGUUGUUUAUUAAUGAAUAAAUGUUUUUAAUGCGAGGGAUAGUUGAUAAUUAUUAAUAUGAAUUGUUUUUUUUUUUUCGACUCGCUCAAAAAAAUAUUUUGAUUUGUAAAUAGACCACCCCAAUUUUUUUAAUGUGUUUCCAUAGGAAACGAAAACUUUAAAUUUCCAAAAUAACGUAAAAAAUAUCCAAUUUUGAUCUAAAUAAAUUGCUUUAUAUUUUAUACAAAUUAAUUUCAUUUUAUUAUCAAAAUAAAUUGAUUGUAACUGUG
Diorhabda carinulata is the source of this 3664-nucleotide messenger RNA. RefSeq names its product furin-like protease 2. The annotation marks the transcript as partial. Lineage: Eukaryota; Metazoa; Arthropoda; Insecta; Coleoptera; Chrysomelidae. The record is from RefSeq and is a predicted model, not a curated record. The transcript has 6 exons.